This is a messenger RNA of Coregonus clupeaformis (lake whitefish), 1999 nucleotides long. Its product is annotated as ciliogenesis-associated TTC17-interacting protein. The record is from RefSeq and is a predicted model, not a curated record. The transcript has 5 exons. Gene Ontology annotation, biological process: actin filament polymerization; cilium organization. Bases 1340 to 1762 code for a protein of 140 amino acids. NCBI's taxonomy places the organism in Eukaryota, Metazoa, Chordata, Actinopteri, Salmoniformes, Salmonidae.
GGAGGGUAACCUUCCUCCCUGGUUGACUUUGCAUAAAUGUUCUAUUGCAGCUUGAAAUAAUCUCUGGGGAAAUAAGUUUCCUCUGGGAAAAGUUAUUCUAUUGUACAGUUAUUCUAUUAUAUUCUACUCACGCUAAAGCAUAUAGUCUACACUUUAUAGUGUAAUUGGCAAGGUUUAUUGAUAAAAAGUGACUUUUUCCAUGGCUACCCAUGAUAUAUUCAUAUGAUCGUUUUAUAUUUGUUUGUUCAAAUUACAUCCGUGUACUGUUCGUUCAAUCAAUAUCCGAAUUUAUACAACUAAAACGGAUAAUCAUUUCGACUGCAUUAAUUCAUUUUUCUUAUGUAGUCCACAAGAUUGAACAGAGACGGUGUGGGCGUAGAGAGGAGGGGCUGCAACAUUAUACGUCGCUAGCUGUUUUCAAAGUAAAAGCUGUGUGACGAAUGUUACCUAACCAUAUCCGGCUAGCUAGCUUUCGCAGGUUAGUUAUAAAUUAAGGCCACCAACAAGUAAUGUUAGUUAGCUAACUGCCUUCAAUUUUUGGUGGCCUUACUGACAGACAAGACACGAAGCAUUGAUCUAAAAGCUAGCUAUAUCAUACCAAACAGGUGUGUGUGUGCGCACGUCUGUCUACGGUAAAUUACAAGGAUCGUUCAAGACUAUCCAGCCCCAGCUAACACGGCUUGACCAUGACCCUCUCUCUGCCAUCAGAGAUGCAGAAUUAGACUCCCUUACAAUCCCUCACAUCCUACACAUGUUCAGUAGAGAAGAACAUCCAUAGACAUGGAGCUGCUGCAGCAGCUAGACCACCUCCUACAGGUGGCAGUGUUUCCCGACGUGCUCUGUUAAGAGGGUAUGUAUCUGAAGGCUCUAAAUUGUGUGUUUGUGUGUGUAGGAACUGAGGAGGCAGACUGUCUUCCCUCUGUCUCCUCUGAAGGGUUCUUCUCUGAAGGGGUUAGUGUGUGAAGGCUCUAGCCUGCUGCUUCUAAUGUGGCUCCCUCUGAGGAAGAACGUCCCGAACAACAUGACCUUGUUUCACCAGGACCCUCACAUCUCAACCUCCACGUGUGUCAGUUAUUUUAGUCACUGCCCUACUUGUACAUUUUGUUAAAAAAAAUUGUGCGAGGUGUGUUCACUGUUCCAUGAAGUUGAUGUGUUCUCAGUUGUUUGAUUUAAUUUAGUUGUCAGACACUUCCACCCAAAUGCGCGAAGAGUCUGGUGGGCCAACGCGUCAAACUGUGGUCAGAGGGAGCUGGGGUGCAGACGAUGGAGGUGUUUGGUGUGGAGAGGACAGUGGAGGACAUCCCAGCCACUUGGCAGUGUUGGCACUGCUACUUCUUACAUGACGGAGGUGAGGGAUGAUAAGCCAGUGUUUGAGAAGAGGCGUCUGGUGUGGGAGGAGUACAUGCAGAUGCACUCCAAGUUCCUGGACAGAAAGGAGGAGUUGAAGGUGGAGCAUGCCUCGUACCUGCGGAAGCACCCGGCGAUCCGCGGCAUGAUGGCUGACUUCUUUGCAGUUCCUGUUACUUCAGAAACCGAGCAACGUCUUCAUGUUCACCCUCAAACUUCGCCUCCCACCGACCCCCGAGGGGCACCUUCAACACCUCACCUUGAUGACACGCUGUGGCUGCAUGUCAAUAGUCUAGUUAGGAGCUUCCUCUCAGUCACUUUAGUGAGGACAAUACUAUUCUGGUUAGCACUUGACACUAGUAUGUACAGAGGCCCUCGAUCAUCAAAUAUUAAUGCUUUUAUGGAUGUUUUGUGAUACUGUUCUACUGUUUGUAUUAGCUGCACUAAAACAAAUUCCAAUCAACUUUGUUGAUAUGGCAAUCGCAAGAGUUGUCAGUUGGUGUGAAUAAAAUACAAUGUCAUGUCCUGUAUAUUUUCCAUGCUUUUUUUGAUAACGUUAUCUUUGAGUGCGACACUUUCAGUAACUGCUACUUUGCUUUGGCUCUGUGAUCACCCCAUACAUUUGUAUCAAUAAAGUUAGAAAUGAAAGUAA